UCCAGAUCCACCAAAAGAUGUCAGAAUAUAUGUUAUUGGUAGUACAGCUAAAAUAUCAUGGACAAUUCCUACCAAUAUUGAAGGGGCAACUUGGACUCGGAUUUAUAUUAAAGAUUCCACAGGAGCCGAAAUAUAUGUGAAAGGAUCAUCUAAAUAUAACAUUUAUAAAGAUAUACCACUUCCAGAAACAAGCUUUGAGAUCGCCAACUUGAAGUUGUGUUCAGAAUAUUCUGUCAAACUACAAUUUUUUAGUCCGUUUUCAGAAAUCACCACACGAAAGUUUUGGAUGACAAACAAAACAUUUACUGCUGACAUCAAUCAAAAUAUUGCUUUAUCCUGGACGACCAGUUUAACCGAUUUUUUCAAUGUCCGGCCGCCCAGAAGUUCGGACGUUAUAUAUCAAGUACAAGGCGGCUCUAUCAUAUCUAAUUUUGAAGACAGGAAAUACAUAUUUGACAAAAUGACACAGGAUGUGAAAGCCAUAAACAUUACAGUUAUCCGUGUGAAUAUGACUGAUGCUGGGCUGUACAGCGCAGAAACAGGUGGUAAUGUGGACGGGUGCUGUUUGUUAAUUGUAACAACAAAACCAAUUAAACCAACAGUAACCAUUCAACCUGAGCAUCCAUUUGUCGGUGAUAACAUUAUCUUUACCUGUAAUUCAAUGGUUCAACGUUGGCCUGGAAAUUUACCUUCACACCUGUCAUAUCAAUUUAUUGGGAAUACAAGAGGAGAAUCCAACAACAACAGAUUAACAAUGAACACAAUUACGAAGAUGGAUAAAGGAACGAUUAUAUCAUGCCAGGCAACUGAUGAUCUUGGAAAAACAUCGAUCAUGAGUAAUACUGUUACAUUAGACCCGUACUAUGGUCCUGAAAAUGUUGUAGUGGAACCUGCAAUCGCAAAUAUAAAUGUUACAGAAGGAACUGCAUUAGGCCCUAUAUAUUGUAUUGCAACCUGCAUUCCUGGGUGUAAAUAUAAAUGGAAACAAAGCUGGACAGGUAAAUUCAAACCUGUUUCAAGCAAAUACAUUUCAACCCAAAACCGUAGUGUAAAGGUUUCAGCCAUAAAGAGGAGUCAAACCGGAACCUACCGUUGCCGGGUAGAUCAUUCUACAGGUUACAAAUACAAGACAAAAGAUAUAUCAGUGAAUGUACAGUAUUCUCCGAAAAUAACUGCUAUCUGGUUUAGUUCUAACAAUCAGAGAUAUGGAGUACGUACUCCUACAACAUUUAAUUUCAAUGAAAAAGUAAAUGUGAAAACGACACUGCGUGUGGAAAGUAAUCCUGAUCCGCAAAUAAUGUUUAAAUCUUCCUUGUUGAAAAUUCAACAAAUCAAUAAAGGGAAUGGGUAUAUUGAUUUCACAUCUAACCUACCUUCUCUUAAAUGUGAAGAUUCCGGAAACUUUUCAAUACAGGCUAGUAAUAGGAUACCAUAUGCAGAUACCAGAAUGGUCAACUUUAAAAUAAGUUGUAAACCUAGGAACGCCACACCAGAAUCAAGAACAAUAGGUGCAAAAAUUAAUACAGUAAAACAUAUAGUAUUGCAUGUUACAUCAUUCCCGGCACCAACUGUAACGUGGGUACGUCGGAGUAGCUUCACUUGGAAGAUUCAGAAAGAUAGAUACGAUUACAGACAUAAAAUUCAUUCCAAAAUAUGUAUCAGAUCUGAAGUAGACUUUGGUGUGUAUGGUUUCAACAUAUGUAACCGAUUAGGAUGUAUUGUGGAAAAUAUUACUCUGAAACCGCAAGAUAAGCCAGAAGCACCGCAAAAUUUCUCUGUCGAAACAACAACAUUUCGAUCAGUGAAUAUAUCCUGGAUUGCUGGAUUCAAUGGCGGACACGAGCAAACCUUUUCAGUCCAGUAUAAAGCUACAGAUAAUGUCAAAUGGGACACGAAGACUGUACAUACUAAUGACAUAAAAACGGGGAGUACGGUAUACUACACAUUGGAUCAGCUUAGACCAGACACGUCAUAUCAAGUAAUUGUUGUGUCAAAGAACAUACAAGGACAAAGGAAUGCGUCACUUGAAUUUAAAACAAAAGUGGAACCUACUGUUAAAUCUCCAUUAAAAACAGCCUCCAUGACUCCGGUAUUAAUUGGUUUUGGGUGUGGUAUAGCAGUUAUACUUAUAAUAGUAACUUCUCUAUAUGUGUUUUGCAGCAGAAGGAAUAGAGGCAGCACAAGUGAAUCAACAGAAAGCAAUGUGUUGUAUGCAGCAGUUGAUAAGAUACAACAGAAAAUCAAACGGCGAAACCCGGAAAACGAAAACCAGGAUUCUAAUGAACCUGCGAAUGCCGAAUAUGCUUCUGUUGUUAAACCCAAAUCCAAAUCUAAAAAGGUACAUUACAAAGAAGAUGAAAUUGAAAAAGAAAACGAUGAAUAUGCAGUUGUAGACAAAUCAAAUAAAAAGAUAUAUUACACAGAGAAUGACAAUGUAUAUCCAAAUCAAGGCGAUGCAGAUUUGCUUAUACAUCAACCAUUGAAAACAAAACCAUCUGGACGGAGCAAAAAUAAAGAUGGUUUGACAUACAUAGAAGUAUCCUUCACAAGGAAGCCAAAAGGUCGACGUCGUAUCAUUGGAGCUGAAAACAGGACUGACUAUGUUGAUAUAGAUUUCACAAGAAAAGCUGAUCCAUUACCAGAAAGUUCAGAUGAAUAACGUCUUUAAAACUGAUUUUUUUAACUCAAGUUUUGUUUUGUUUUAAACAUGUUUAAAUAUAGAAAUAUGUUUUAACAGUUUGAAGUGUAUGACUUGUACAUUCACAAAAAAAUGUUAGACGAUCUGGAUGGGGUUAGCAGAAAAAAGAAUAAUGGGAAACUAACAUAUAUAAAGUUGUGGAACGACUUGACAGCAAAAAUAAAAGAAUAGAGAUGAAUGUCCUAAAAACUAAAGAAUAAAUAAAUGAAUACAUCCCCAUCCAGACCCUUACGCUAAGUAUUUCAAAAAGUAAGAUCAAUCUUACUCUAAAUACCAGAAGUUCUUCUUUCAGAUGAGAAUAUUGCUUGUCAAUCAGAGAGAGAGAGAGAGAGAGAGAGUUUUAUUUUGCAUGAUAGAGCUUUUUGAUGUUUAUCCUUUCAUUUACAUUUUUUAUUGUAAUUGUGGUUAUCAAUUAUUUAAAUGUGUUUACUUA
This is a messenger RNA of Mytilus californianus (California mussel), 3131 nucleotides long. RefSeq names its product neural cell adhesion molecule 1-like. The transcript has 13 exons. The record is from RefSeq and is a predicted model, not a curated record. Gene Ontology annotation, molecular function: protein binding. Bases 287 to 2659 code for a protein of 790 amino acids. Lineage: Eukaryota; Metazoa; Mollusca; Bivalvia; Mytilida; Mytilidae.